Messenger RNA from Scleropages formosus (Asian bonytongue), 4103 nucleotides. It is a transcript of the gene spock3, whose product is annotated as SPARC (osteonectin), cwcv and kazal like domains proteoglycan 3. The transcript is spliced from 12 exons. The record is from RefSeq and is a predicted model, not a curated record. NCBI's taxonomy places the organism in Eukaryota, Metazoa, Chordata, Actinopteri, Osteoglossiformes, Osteoglossidae. Gene Ontology annotation, biological process: anatomical structure development. Gene Ontology annotation, molecular function: collagen binding; protein binding; calcium ion binding. The coding region runs from base 165 to 1379 and encodes 404 amino acids.
GCGCCCUCAGUGCGCAGACUUGCUGGCAGCGCGCGGGCGCGCGCGCGCCUCUCCCCCCACCAGCGCAGCAUCCCGUCAGUCGAGACUCGGAGACGCCGGCGGAGGGACGCGCGACACCGAGCUCGUCUUCACGCUACGGCGCUGAUACACACCGCUUUGGGAAGAUGCUGAGCGCAGUCGUGCUGUGGGUCUGCGCGCUCGCCUGCAGCCGCGCGCCGCGGGUCGCGUGCGCCUCGGACGGCGGCAAUUUCCUGGACGACAAAUGGCUGUCCGCGCGCUGGGACAAGUUCCGAGACGAAGUGGAGGAACCUGGGACUUGGAAUCCUGGAAAACCUUUUGAUCAAGCUCUGGACCCCUCCAAAGACCCGUGCCAGAAGGUGAAGUGCAGUCGCCACAAAGUGUGUGUGGCCCAGGACUACCAAACAGCAAGCUGCAUAAGUCAAAGGCGCAUGAGUUUUAAGGACAUGGGUCUUCCUCAGAACCCCAUGUUUUCAAAGUGCACGCAGUGUCCGGUUGUGCACCCAGCCCCUGUCUGCGGAACUGACGGACAUAGCUAUUCCACUAAGUGCAAGUUGGAUUAUCAGGCCUGCAUUUCAGGCAAACAGAUCUCGGUGAAGUGUUCCGGACAGUGUCCCUGCGCUCCAGGCAAGUCGUGGGCCAGGGCGGAGAAGAGAGUCUGCAGCGAUGCGGAGCUCAAGGAGGUGGUCAGCAGACUUAGAGACUGGUUCAAAGUCCUGCAUGAAAACGGGGGCCAGAAUAAAAAGCCCAAGAUCCAGAGACCAGAGAGAAGCAGGUUCGAUACAAGCAUUUUGCCAAUUUGUAAGGACUCCCUGGGUUGGAUGUUCAGCAGAUUAGACACAAACUACGACCUGCUGCUGGACCAGUCGGAGCUCAGCAGCCUCUAUCUGGAUAAGAACGAGCACUGCAUCAAGUCCUUUUUCACAUCCUGCGAUACGUACAGUGAUGGCCUCAUCUCCAACAACGAGUGGUGCUCCUGCUUUCAGAGGCAUCAAGACCCCCCAUGCCAAUCUGAACUCUCCACUAUUAACAGACAGCAACAUGGGAAGAAACUGCUGGGGGUGUAUAUUCCUUCAUGUGAUGAAGAUGGGUAUUUUAAGCCCCACCAGUGCCACGGGAGCAGCGGUCAGUGCUGGUGUGUCGAUAGGUAUGGUAAUGAAGUGGCGGGAACAAGAACGCAUGGAGUCCCCGACUGCGGCAUUGAACUGGAGUCUUCUGGGGACUUCGGAAGCGGGGACUUACGUAACCUCUCGGACGACGAAGACGACAAAGGUCACGUUCCGAAUGACGAAGACGACAUGGUCGACGACGACGAGGACGAGGACGAUGACGAAGUAGAUGAUGACGGAUAUGUUUCAUAGUUGUGAAAAAAAUCGACAAAAAAUUUUUAUUUUUGGUCAAAUUGCACGUUUUUAGGUGAUGUCCCCAACCUGUUCCUUACCUGACUUAUAGAAGGGUUUUAUCAGAAUGUGUACACUUUGUACAAAUUCAUACAAAAUAAUCAUGGCAGAUAGAUUUUUUGCUGUUGCUUGCUUUCUUUGAAAGCAAGAAUCUUAUGCCUACUUGUCCUUUCGUGGCACGUUUAUCAGUCUGGAGGUAAAUUUCAAACUGUGACGGCUGGACUAGAAUCCACAGAUUUCUUUUUCUUUGUUUUGAUGAUGCCCAGCUGCCAAGCAGAGAGUGGUUAGUAUUGAUACACGACUGGAGACGGCAGAUGUUGCUGUUUUCCUUUUUUUUUCUUUUUUUUUUUUAAUAAUCGUGGCUGUGUCGCUCAUUCACAGGUGGAUAAAUAUGAAGACUGCACUUUUUGCUUGUUUGCAUACUGCUACAUUUCCGGCGAGACCGCGUGCAUGACUGCAAUGUAAAUAUACAAUAUGAAGCAAGUACACAUGCACUAAAAUAAUAAUCAAUAUUUUAUGUCAAACUUUGUCUCACAGUUUAGCCAUCAGAAUGAAAAGUAAUUCCUUCCCUGCAACAAAACAAAGGCUGCCAACAUGCCAAGAAUAUUUUUAAAAUGGUUACAUUCAUGAUAUAUUAAAAAUAAGUGAAUUGUGAAAGAAGUACAGAAUAAUCCAGAAUGAUCUAUUUUUCUAUUAUAUUGUUUCAAAAGAAAUCUGCUGAAAAGACCUCAUACCACUACUCUUUUGACUCGCCAUUGAAAUUAAUAUUUUUACAGUAUCAGUAAAAGUAUAUUGAAAUGUGACUUCAUCAUAGUAACUUUGAUUAUGUUUUUUCAGCAGGAAGAUGAAAUUCACUUCAAAGUGUUGAAUGUCAAAGUGAAAGAGAAUGGGGGGUGGUAUCAUUUGCCCACCACUAUUUCUGUAUGCUAGGUUCAUCGAGUUAUUGUAUGCUGUCCAGUCAGUAGUUAUAAUACUUAAUGAACUCAAACUCUUGCAAUUCUGUCUGUCUGUUUGCUUCUACUGGGCUCAGAGCUGUUUUUAUCCUAGCUAAUCAAGGUUAACAUGUGUUUCCUCUUUACAUGCCAUUUUGCUAUAAAUGUGCACCAAUAUAGCACAUAUUGCUGUCCAGUAUUGUUGUUUAUGGCUUUUCUUUGAAUAGUUUUAAGCGUCAUACACCAGUAAUUGUAGCCAAGUCAGUAAAUAAACAGCAAUGACAGGGACGAUUUGUCCGAUUCAGUUGUUUCGGCAGCAAAAUUGUUAAGAUGAGAGCAGAACAUUGAGAAGGCCGUGUAAUUUUUUUUUUUUUUGUUUGUUUUAUAAAUUACAGCAUUUCUGUUUUAUAUGCGCCUUUGAAAAAUGUAAAACAAAUGCAAAGAAAAUGGUGAUGCUGUCACGCAUAUCUUAUUAAAUGCAAGGUCUAAUCCUUUUUAUAGCUGUAUUAAAUUUCCCACCUCACUGUAUUUAAAUGAAUAUGAUUAUUGUCAAUUGCUUUAGAUGCAUUGUAUUUGGAGCAAUCACUCAGCUGGAACACGUGUGAUAACACAGCAACUAGAGCAAAAGCAGAUAAACCUGAGGGCUGUUCCCCGCACCCUAGCGUCGGGAAAAGGACGAGUUGAGACUUGCAGACAGAGCGGGUGAACAGGUUCAUAUAAAGCUGGCGGUUUUCAUAGGUAGUGGCAUCGUAGGCCUCAAGUGCAGUCAAGCCAUAUGUUGCUGUUAAGCAGGAACAAUGACAUUUAGUGUGUUGGCCAGGCGCAACUGUCCUCGUAUCCUGUCAUACCUGUGCUGUUUCCUUUUCUCACUGAAUUACAGUUUUGUACUUUAAAAAGAAUAAAAUGUGUUCGUGGCAUAGGAGACGUACCAAGGUCUGCCAGAUUUACCGAUCUUCGUUUAAAAUAUGUAAUGAAUUUCGAUUCACAUUGAAGUAAAUUGUAUGAAAGGAAAAAUCAGCUUAAGAAAGUAAUACUUAAGGAUAAAUGUUUUUGAAUUAGGUUGUGCAAACAGCAACGUUGGCUUUCUUAAAAUGCUUUUAUUCCGCAGCACGCGUCAUGAUAAAAAUGAUCAGGAAAAAAAAAACCAAUACUGCUCUACUAAAUUUAAAUAUACAUGACUUUAUUUGCAUACGUUUUGAAAUACUGUAUAUCAGACCUACUUAUACACUCGUUUUGUACGUUUGUAGACUAACAAUAUGAGUUUACCUCCUGUUUGUUCAUUCUUAGAGGCUAUAAUGUGCCUUUCGAUUAUUGUGAUAGAUAAAGAUAUAGAAGGUUAAGCAUGCAUAAAAGGCUAGAAUUUAGCGAAAAAAUAUAGAGAUUAGAGAAGCACACAGUCCUUUGUUAAAGGGAUUGAGAUAUUUACUGCUGCUGGAUAAAGACGUUUCCUUCUGUUUAUAAAAGUUUAUAAAGUAUGUCAAACAUUAAUUAGGUAGCAUAAUGAUGGCUAUGCUUCCAUGCAGUACUUUCAUUUUCUUGUUUUUUUAUUGUAACAAAACAUACUAUAGAACAAAGUGAAUAAAACAACUGCAAUGACAUGAGAUUCUAACUUCUCUGUUAAUUCUGUAUCCGUACAAAAAACAAUAGAAAACCUUAAUCUAAUGUUAAUUUGAGUAUAAAUGUUGUUUUAGAGAUAAAAUGCAUUUUUACAGUGUAUGUAUGAUUUGCCGAAAUAAAAAUUCUAUUGGCCAAA